Molecule: messenger RNA, 4080 nt
Organism: Nanorana parkeri
Lineage: Eukaryota; Metazoa; Chordata; Amphibia; Anura; Dicroglossidae
Gene: SH3D19
Product: SH3 domain containing 19
Exons: 21
Coding region: 474-3644 (1056 amino acids)
Molecular function (GO): protein binding
Source: RefSeq, a predicted model, not a curated record
CCCCUCUCCGCCUUUUGUUUUACUAUCACAGGGAGAGCAGAGAACAAUUUCCUGUUGACACCGGAAUAUUUAGAAAGUGCUGGGAAGGAGGAAAGGAGAAGGGGAGCCCCAGGCGUGGAAGUUUCCUCCUCGUCAGCUGAGCGCUGUCCCCUGAUGGGUGACUAGCACAAAGGCAGGCCCUGCUUGGAUGAAUGAUCCCCCAGAACAAAGUUUGGGGCCAGCUGGGUGACAGGAGAUCAGAUCCUGGGCUGCAUGUGUCAUCGGGGAUCAGGUGCAGCGGAUCGAAGGGCUGACAGCACAUUCACACACGGGGAUCUUUGUGUCUUGUGCAUGCUGCAGCACGGAUGGCACAGCCGGGCUUUGGACUAUGAGGAGCCCUGUGUUUAAGUACACAGCGAUCGGAGCUCGGCCUCGUCAUCUGUGCAGACAAGGAAUGUGAUUUUCUGACUGCUUGUACCCUAUGCUGUCUGCUGAUGGCUGAAGCCUGGCUGGAGGAAGAGGAGGAGGAGCUGAGAGACAGUGCUGGGAACAGAAGACACAGGAGGUCCAACCUGAACCAAGCUACAGAACGCCCAGAAAGAAAUAAACCAGAGCACCGAUUUCCUGGACAAGGACCUUUGUCAUCAAUACGAGCUGUCAUUAAAAGAACUUCCAGAACUACUGCACAGAGUGAACAGCAAAGAGAUAGAAGACGUCCUGAGAUCACCAUUGUUGCUGCUGAGCCCAUUGGUCCUGGAUCUUGGUUUCAUGGUGGUCCAACAGGGGGGCUAGGGUUUCCUCCUCCUCCCCCGCCUCAGUGGAGGCCCAGUGAUUCUCAUCAACCAGAGCAGCCCCCAUCCUAUGAGCAGGUCAUAAAAGAAAUCAACCAAGUUCAAGUAACCAUACCCACUGCUAAUGUUGAGCCUAGGAGGACAACAACGUGUGCUACACAGACAGACUUUCCGUUGGAAGAUGAUCGCCCUGGGCCCGUCAAUAAUGUAAUUAAUCAGCCUAUUCUCUGUGAUCAAGCCACAGUCACAGUUUUAGUGCAAAGAACAGAAAGGCCAGAGAGACCCCGGCAGCCAGUGCCAUUUGUGAAAAAUAAUGUCCAGGACAGUGGUCACCAGAUAGCAAUCAGUAACACUGCUGGGACCAGCACCCGACACGAAGACACAAAUGUCCCAAAUAUCACCCGAUAUCCAGUGCCAAGGCCAAGGACAAAACCAAAUCUUAAGCCUGUAGGAACCAAUCAUCUAAGUAUCUUUCAAGGAAACAGUGAGGUGUUCUUCCAGGCCACAGCUGAGGGAGAACUACCAUCCAGCCAGUCUUGUCCAGGUUUUGAUGAUAAUUUCCUAGAGGAAUUAUUUGAAAUGAACAAUAUGAGCCAUGAAAGAAGCCAAAACAGUAUUACGGCACGUAUUAAAGCGUUUGAGUCACAAGGUGAAAGCAUCGAAAACCCUCGAAGACCAGAAAUUGCGCCACGCUCCAUCAACACUAGGAGCUGUGUUCCUGGUAAGCCUUCUGUAGCUCCCAAACCAAUUCCUAAUAGGACAUCUGGGGAAUGGGAUCCAGGAAAAGACAACAAACCAAAAUGCAUACCAAGAGAAGGGCUUGUUCCAACCAGUCUAUUAGACCCUGGUGGUGUGACCAAACCAGAGCUGCCAAAGAAACCAAAGCCUAGUGUUGUAAAAAGCAGCAGCAGUGACAUACCUGAUGUACUCCUUGGAACCUCUUUGUCUGGAGUUAACAGUAAAGAGUCUGACAGGAUAAUCCCAGUUCCUGCCCCCAGGCCUAUGCUACCGAAGAAGACCUUGCAGACUGAUAAUUUGGUACCGGCAGGAGCCAAGCCACUGAUUCCUGCUCCAAAAUUCUCUCUAGCUACUCAAGCCAAAGCAUUUAAUUCAGUGGAAACUCCUGCAACCCGAGCACCUGCACAGGUCACACAAAGCAAGUCGCUGGGUCAAUUAGACCUGAUCAGCUUUGAUGAUGAUGUUUUACCUCCUGUGUUGCCAAGUCCAGAAGUUAUUAAUGAUUCGAAUGCAAAUUCUGAUCCAUUCCAGCUGUUUUCCAAGGACGAGCCUGAGAAGGAACAGCCAGGUCCUCCUGUUAUAUUAAGAAAGCCCACAGUCAUCCGGAUCUCCGGCAAACUAGGCAAAUCAUGUGAAGAACUUCAGGUUGCCCCACCACUUCCUGCAGAUAAACCUGUAGGUCUUUAUAAUAAAUCUGCUGCAAGAGUGCGUCCUACAGUUAGAAAGGAAUGGGAGACAUUCGAUAGUACAGAAGAGCAAUGGACGAAGCCAGUGCUACCUACAAGGCCAGCUGGUGUUAAAGUAAUGGAAACUGCACAGCAGCCUCCACUGAAAGGUCCCCCAGGUCGUCCACCACCUCCCAAACUUUCCAGAAAUGCCUCACAUCGAGAUGCCUUUCCUCGCUCAUCCUCUGAUGCAGGCCUUGGUGUAAAACAGAACACAUCUGGUAUCAGCAGAUCAAAGAGUCAAGCAUUAAAGAGACAGCAACCAGAUCUACCUCCUCGACCUAAACCUGGACAUCCUUUGUAUAAUAAAUACACGCUGCCUCUUCCUCAUGGAGUUGCAGAGAAGGAUAUUGUGUCCAGUAACCCUCGGGAGCUGUCCUGCAAGCGAGGAGACGUGUUGGUGAUGCUGGAACAGGCAGAUAACCAUCACAUCCAUUGCCAGAAAGGAGGUAUAACAGGGGAUGUUAAAGUGACCAACAUGAAGAUCAUUACACCCUUAGAAGACAGUAUGGAAAACCGAAAGAAAGAUGUGUUGCCUAGAAUGGAGGACAGCCAUACUCCUCAUGCACUGGUGCUACAUGAUUAUGCAGGAGAACAUGACGAUGACCUAAGCCUGAGCACAGGGGAGAUUGUAUACCUGCUGGAGAAGGUAGACAAGGAGUGGUACAGAGGAAAGUGUAAAGGAAACACUGGUACAUUUCCUGCCAAUCAUGUCAGAGUUGUGGUUGAUGUUCCAGAAAGAUUAAAUCCGAAGAGACACUCUUCAGCAUCUCUCAUAAAGGGCCCACAGUGUGUGGCACGAUUUGAAUUCAUAGGUGAUCAGAAAGAUGAACUGAGCUUCAGUGAAGGCGAUACAAUUGUCCUCAAAGAAUACAUUAAUGAGGAGUGGGCCAAAGGGGAGCUACGAGGACACACAGGGAUCUUUCCAAUCAAUUUUGUUGAAAUUAUAGAAGACUUACCAGCUAAGAUGUCAGAUGUUCGGGAUUCACAUAAGAUUAAAUUGCCUGGAUUAUCAUCACAGCAAAACCAGUUAUCCGGUGAUUGGUGUGAAGCACUGUAUGAUUUUGCUGCAGAGGCAGAUGAAGACCUGCCCUUCAAGAAAGGAGACAAGAUCCUGAUUGCAGAACGGCUAGACCUGGAGUGGUACAAAGGAAGACUGAAUGGCAGAGAAGGAAUUCUGCCAGCUGCGUUUGUACAGAUCUGCUCAGGACCAACAGCACGGCAAACUCAGGGAGGAAAACUUGGAAAGGCUCGGGCACUUUAUGACUUCUGUGGGGAGAAUGACGAUGAACUUUCAUUUAAGGUAGGCGACCUAAUCUCCUCGCUGGAAUCAGUGGAUGAUGACUGGAUGAGCGGUGAACUCAAUGGAAAGACAGGAAUUUUCCCAAAGAACUUUAUUCAGAGAUGUUAGCAGUAUGCAGCGGACAUUGCAUUGUACCCUCUCACAAAACAAACUAUCACCUUCGGUGCCAACUGAACUUUUUAUAUCUUAGGUAUAAUGUGUGAGAUUUUUGCACUAUGUUUUUGUUCCCUUUGUUCCCCUUUUUUAAUUUUAGAAAAGAACAUGUUUUGUUCUGGUCUCUGUAUGCGCUGUUUACCUGAUUGUUCUAUAGGAAUACAUCCUAUCGAGCCCACCAUGUUCAGUACAUAUCACAGGCCAUGUGGCAUUGCACACGGCUUAAUGGAGAAUGUCCCUUUUGAAGUCGCCAGGAAUCCCCGACCUGUCUUCUACCAUAAAGGAUCACUACAGGAUAAGGGUCUGGAAGGGAACUUGGCUAGGGUUACAGCUGACUAGCCUGGGGGAGGGCUGUGUAUAAUAUGCUUUUGUGUUUGUAUUUUUUUGUGUG